Chelmon rostratus (copperband butterflyfish) is the source of this 2940-nucleotide messenger RNA. RefSeq names its product WD repeat domain 32 (gene wdr32). The coding region runs from base 204 to 1784 and encodes 526 amino acids. Gene Ontology annotation, cellular component: Cul4-RING E3 ubiquitin ligase complex. NCBI's taxonomy places the organism in Eukaryota, Metazoa, Chordata, Actinopteri, Chaetodontiformes, Chaetodontidae. The transcript has 7 exons. Gene Ontology annotation, molecular function: protein binding. The record is from RefSeq and is a predicted model, not a curated record.
CGGUUUGACGCGCGGCGAUAAGGCGCUGCCAAGUCUGACAACAAAACAUAAUUUGCCUAACGUAACCUAUGCAGCUAAAAUCCACUGCCAUGACAUCUUAAAGGGGUGGAAGAAGACACGGUUUCAUGCUCGGUAGGUGACCGGAGUCGGUCAACUUUUCGCCGUUGAGCCGAGACGCCUGUGUGGACACUGGAGAAGCGACAAUGAGCUCGGAGCGCCAGAGCGACAGCGAGGACGCCGACGAGUCGCAGGACAGGCCCAACAGCGGCAGCGUCUCCGACAAAGACGAAGACCCUGACAUCGACGACUCGGAUGUGGAAGAUGACAUCGCUCGGGUGGGCUCGCCUUCGCCGCCGGGGAGCGGCGGGGACCGAGCGGAGCGUAGCGCGAGGUCUGCGGCGUCGGAGGAGCUAGAGCCCGGCUGCCAGCCGGCCGCCGCGCCGCAGACGGGGAGAGGCGGGGACUCCAGCACCGAUAGCCGCAGGGGGAACAGCCUGUUUUCAUGGCUGCAGAGCAGGACAAUAAGACGAGGGGUGUUUGUGGACCCAGCUCGGGAUAACUUCAGGACGAUGACCAGUUUGUACUGUUCUAUGAAUCCAGCUGUGGAGUCUGUUAACCUGAGCACUCAGACCCAUGGAGCAGUGUUCAACCUAGAGUACUCCCCGGACGGGUCUGUGCUGACUGUGGCUUGUGAGCAGACUGAGGUCCUGCUGUUUGAUCCCAUCUCAUCCAGACACAUCAAAACCCUGACAGAGGCCCACGAGGACUGUGUCAACAACAUAAGGUUCCUGGACAAUCGUUUGUUCGCCACCUGCUCUGACGACACCACGAUCGCGUUAUGGGAUCUGCGGAAGCUGAAUUCAAAGGUUUGCUCGCUGCACGGCCACGCCAGCUGGGUGAAGAACAUCGAGUACGACACCAACACCCGUCUCCUCGUCACGUCUGGCUUUGAUGGCAACGUCAUUACGUGGGACACUAACAGAUUUACAGAAGACGGCUGCCCGCACAAAAAGUUCUUCCACACCCGCUACUUAAUGAGGAUGCGUCUGACGCCCGACUGUUCCAAGAUGCUCAUCUCCACUUCCUCAGGGUAUCUGCUCAUCCUCCACGACCUGGACCUCACGCAGUCCCUCGAGGUGGGCAGCUACCGCAUGCUGCGAGCUCGACGGACCCCCCUCAGCUCAGAUGGAGGCACAUCAGCGUCCAGGUCGGCCGGAACUCCUCGCCAGGGAAAUGACUCCAGCAAGAUCCACCCUCACAGAGAAGGUCUUUCUCCCCGGAACAGCCUGGAGGUUUUGACUCCAGAGAUCCCCGGAGAGAGAGACAGAGGGAACUGCAUCACCUCCCUGCAGCUGCACCCUAAAGGCUGGGCCACGCUCAUCCGAUGUUCCAGCAACAUGGACGACCAGGAGUGGACAUGUGUGUAUGAGUUCCAGGAGGGAGCCCCCACCCGCCCGCUGGUCUCCCCCCGCUGCUCCCUCCGCCUCACCCACUACAUCGAGGAGGCCAACGUCGGCAGGGGCUACAUCAAAGAGUUGUGUUUCAGCCCGGACGGACGCCUCAUCUGCUCCCCGUAUGGCUACGGCGUGCGCCUGCUGGCCUUCGACGAGAGCUGCGGUGAGCUGGCCGACUGCCUGCCCGUCCAGACCAGCUGCCUCAGGGAGAUCCGCUCCAUCUACUCGCACAGUGACGUGGUGCUCACCACCAAGUUCUCCCCGACACACUGCCAGCUGGCCUCGGGCUGCCUCAGUGGACGCGUCGCCCUUUACCAGCCUAAGUUUUAGCGACGUGUGCGGUGCGCUGCAGACCUGGGUAGGGAAGUGCUGCUCAGGGUUCCUGCACAGAUCCAGAGAUUUUUGCAGAUUUGAAACUCUUGUCAGCUAAUAUAUGCAGAUUUUUGUCGUGCAAAGACUGUGUCUACACAGCGACAUGGCAUUCUUUGUGUCCUUUGGUGUAAAUUAUGUGAAAACCAUCAGAGGAAAUUAAAUCAAUAACUCUGAAUCUGUAGGAACCCUGAAUAACAUUUCCUAGCAUUUGUUUUAAAGUGCUGAAGUGGAGCAGAUGGGUGGGAUUUACCGUAUUAGAUAUUUGAAAUAAUGUGACGUAUGGGACCCUCUGCCGGACAAUCUGUAUGGAAAACUCCACCCACCUGGCACCUAAAAAGGAUCCAGCAAACCUUAAAAAAUAUUAAAGUACUUCUAGACCCAGGUCUGCAGCUGUGAAGCAGACUGAGUUUGUUUGGGUGGGAACGGCCCGCUGACGCCCGCUGACCUGGAAGAAAAUAUUAAAGGAGAAGACCGGGCUGCAGAAGUGGAUGAAAACUUUCAGCCUCUCGAACCUUCAAGGAAAAAAAAAACACUUUGAGGCAACAAAACAAAAAAAAGGCCUCGCUGGGCUUUUCAAACCACACUCCCACCCACACUGAGGAGGGGGGCGGUCCAAGAAGUCCAAACCUUGAAUCAAGAGAUCAACGGCGGCGGCCAAUCUGUGGCUCUUUUUCAUACUAAAGAUUAAUUUUGGCCUCUAUAGCAGUAGAAAACUUAUUUCGAGACUUGGCACAUCCGGAUGUUGCCGUUUCGGGACAGAAACACUAAGGAUGCAACCGGACAGACGGAUGUUAGACCAUCGAUUCUAACGAGACAAACCUGAAACAGGCGCUUGUGUCUGUCGUCUGCGCUGUCAUCACGGCGUCCUCCGCUGCGGAGCGCGUCGCUCUCAGCUGCUCCGCUCUGCUCAUGCCUUCUCCACAGGUGCUGCUUCUCUGCUCAUACAAUCUGAACUUUGACCCCCGACGUCAAGGACCUCAUCGUCAACGCCUUUCCAGUUUACCUGCGCGUUACUUUUUGUUUUCCCAUCUCCGCCCCGUCUCCACCUUCAUGGUCUUCAGCGGUUUAGGUUUUUAGCGGUUUUAUUGGUGUAUUAAAGUCGGCACUGCUUGUU